UUAACAUUUUUUACACGUAUGCGCACACACGCUCAAAAAGUUCGCAGGCGCGUGAAAAAAUUAAAUUUAAUAAAAUAUUCGCAUUUAAAUCGAUGCCCAAGCAAUCAAAACACAAUAAAGUGUAACAAUAAAUAUUUUCCUACAGCUAGGCAAUCGUUUUGAUUUGGCUAUCAAGAGAUUUCGAGUCGAAAAUUGCUUUUGAAAGUGUGAUUACGGUGCAAAGAAAAAAUUUUCUGCAAAAAAAUUCCCAGAUCAAAUAACAAAAGUCGGGCGGCGAAUAUAAAUAUACAUACACUCACUCACUCACUCGCUCGCUCCACAAGCAACUGCACAAUAACAAGACGAAGAAGUAGAAGUGGAAUAGGAAGAGCAACAAUAGCUAAUACAACGGCAACGGCUGCAAAUUGGACAUGUCAUGUCAGCAAGCGUCAAGAUUCAUUACAGCAGCAGCAGCGACAGCAACAGUAGCAACAGCCAAAAGCACACUACCAACACCAACAACAGCAGCAGCAGCCACAACAGCAAAACGCACAUCGACGCCAACAGCAGCUAAAACAACGCCUAUUUCAGUGAUUGUGGAGCAUAGCAUUGGUGUAGCUGCCGCCAAAACGAACCCGCCUGAGGAUCCCUAUGUAUUCACGGAGACUAUUGCAGCGACACCACCAAUUUUAUUUAAUGCACAGAAAUCGCGAGCCCGCCUAAGCGAAGCGCAGCACGGCAGAAAUUGCAACAACAAUAGCAAGCAGAGAGUUGCAAACAAAAAAGCGAGCAUUGUUGCUGCAACAACAGUGCCCAUUGCGCAGUUGAAUGGCACUGCAACAGCAACAGCAGCAGCGGCAGCAACUGUAGCAACAGCGCGAGCAGCAGCAGCAGCAGUAACAACAAAGGCGCAGGCGUCUUUGGGUGCAGCAGCAGCAGCAGCAGCAACAACGAAUUUCAAUAAUGUCACACAAUCUCAAAGGCAGCCAACGUCACAGUCGCAGCUGCAAUUGCAGUCGCCGCUGCAGUUGCAGUCGCAAGCGUCGCCGAAACGGGCUACCAACGUUUGUGUGGUACGUCCACAGCAGCAACUACAGCAGCAGCAGCAACAACAACAGCAACUGCAACAACUGAAGCAACAGCAAACGAAAUUGAUUACAAAGCAGCCAGCACCACAUCCGCCACCACCGCCACCGCCGCUAUAUACGCACACGCCUUCACUGUGGCAAACACCGCUCAUAUUGGACACCACACAGAAGCAGCAGCAGCAACAACAGCAGCAGCAGCAGCAGCAGUCCAGCAUUGUCGUUGCCACAGCACUGGUCAGCCCGCCCACAUCGCCCGCCUCGUUACCCUCACCCACGGCCAAUGCACCGCCGACAGCAGCUGUAACCGCCAUGGUGUCGCCCAUUGUGGUGCCCCUAUCAGCAGCGUCUGCUGCGAUGUCACCGCCAAAAGGCGGCUCAUUGCCGCCGUCCAAGUUUCAUCACACGACACUGGCGCAGCACUUGCAGAAGGUGGAAUGUUUGAAGAAAAAGAAAUCCUUGCCACUGAGCUGUCAGAACUCCAACAACAAUAACAACGGCAUUGUUGACACGCUGCACAAGGCGACAACGCCGUUUGGCGUCUACAAUCUGACGCAUCCACCGCCGCUAACGGUUUUCAAUACUGCAGCUACAGCCGCAGCAGCGACACCUGCAACGGUUGCUGCAACAACAAAGAAACAUUCCGCCGAUGCUACCGAUGACAACAACGAUCUCAACGAGAUUCCCGUCAAUGUCAUCUUUCGGAAGCCACCCGAACUUUUAGGUGGUGCUGGAGCUGCCGCACAAACACCGCCACGCCAAGCGGUCGCAAUUGGCCAGCAGUCGGCAGUAAUGAAGCUGGGUGCUGUGGCGCCAUUAACGCCGCCAACGCCGCCCACACCACCGUCAACGCCACAGCUGAUCAAUGUAUGUACGCCGCCAACAACAGCAACAGCAUCAACAGCAGUGGCAAUGGCAACAGUUAUCGCACCCGCCCUCACAACUGGAGUAGCAGCAGCAACAGUGUCAGCAACAGCACCUCUAGCCAGCAUUCAAUAUGAACAAAAGUCUUCCAAAGUGGCCAAUUCUGCUGUCAGUCAAGCUGCGGCGCCGAAACGCAAAGCGCUGGCAGCAGCUGGUACUGGCUGCAGAAAAGGCAACAAAACCAAUAAUAAACACGCUGCUCUGGACACUACGAAGCCGCCGCCGCCGCCUCCACCGCCGACAGCAAUAGUUGAGCAGGCAGCACAUACAGCAGCUGCUGCAGUAGUUCCGGCGUUGGAGCCAACAUCAAUAAGCGCUGCAUCGCGGCGCCGUAAAGUGCCGCCAGCGACCAAGCGAAAUGCUGUGUUGCUGAGCGAGAAUGAACCUUUGGAGAUAGAUGUUCCAUACUGCUUGCAAGCGCGUUGGUUGGACUCUGGCAAAUAUCUGGCCCAGGAGUCGCCGUCCGUGUUGAGCAAUCGCGAGGAGCGCAUUGCUCUACACAAGGGUGCGCUACGCCGUCAUGCGUUGCAGUUGCUUUCAACGCGUACGCUUCAGGAGUUGCCAAUGCGUGCGGCACGUCAGCGACUGCAAUGUGUCCACAGUCUAUUGCUUAAGUACGGGGAUCAUGCGAGCCAGGAGCAGGGCAUUGGCGUUGGAAAUCGCUGCCUGGUGGCCGCUUGCAAGCAACCUACGCUUAGCAUGGCUGCCCACUGCGAGCGGCACAUUGUCAACAACACGACACAGCAGUUGUUCCAGCCGUGUGUCGCUUGGCGUGUAGAUGGGGUCGCCUGUCAAGCGCCCGUGUUCGAUGUGCUGCACUCACUGGCUUUGUGCCCGGUUCAUAGCCAUCUUCGACAUGGCAUUGAGGUGCAGUCCAAGCCUCAGCAAACGCAGCAACGAGCAAAGGUGUUGCAGCAGCUGUCCAAGCCGGCACCCACACCUGCUGUGCCGGGUCCCGUGCCAGCAGCAGUGGUGACUGCUAAUGCAUCAGUGGCUAAUAAACGCAAGCGCAAAACGAAUCCAAAUGCUAAUCCGGUUGGCCGUCCGCAGAAGCGUGCCAAAAAGCCAGAUGCAUACGCUAGCACUAUCUUACCUGUAUUACCACCGGUGUCAGCGGUGCUGCAGCGUAAGAGCAGCACCACCUCGCUGGAGUCCAUUGCGAGCAACUCGCAGUCGUCGGCUAAGUCACACUCGGCACUACCGCCCUACACACCUGCAGCGCCUGUGCUGACGAUGCCGCAGCUGUCCAUAACGCCUCCGGCGCUGGCGCCGCUCAGCGAUUACCAGCAGCAACAGCAUCAGCAGCUGAUGUUGCCUAAGAUUGAGGCCGAGCAGACGCAGCAGUUAGAUGCGAAUUUGCUGGCCAAUGCUAAUUUCAAGGCCGAUGAGAUUAGCCAAAUUGUGGCACAGCUGGCGGCUGCCAGUAGCGAGUUGCAUCAUAACAACAAUAACAACUUGCACUUCAAUAAUAACAACAACAUCAACAGCAGCAGCAUAAACUAUUGCAGCAACAACAACAGCAACAGCGGUAGCAGCAGCAUUAGCUGCGGCUUUCCCUCAUUCAACGCAGCUUUUGGCAAUGCCAUGAGCGGCCAGGGCCAGCAGAUGGCUUCACAUCAUGUCAACACAUCGAUGGCUAGCACGGAAAAUAUGCUGAGUCAUCAUAUGUUUGGCAUAUGCGAGAAUAGUUCGGCCUAUGCCAGCUCCGAAGAUACGGGCCUGGGCGGUCUGAGUGAGUCGGAGCUGAUAGGCGCUAAUGAUGCUGAUGAUAUAGCAUUGAAUGGCGCCCAUCUGCUGGAGGAGCACGAUUUGGUAAAUGUGUUUGAUACGCUGCCGGACGAUGCGUUCAACGAGUUAUUUCAAUCUGUGCAUCAAGCCGAGUGCGAGGCCGUGGAUCGUGCGCUCGAGAUUGCCGAUAAGAACCUCAAGUGUCUCCAGCAGACAAUCGGCAAUACUGCGCACGACAGCGCCUUCCUUAACGAUUUCCUCGACGUGGGCGAUGAUCUGCUUGUGAACGCUGUAAUGAACUCGCCGAACACAUCCGGCAUCGAUGCAUCAACGCUCUUUGUCGAUAGCAGCGGCGGCGGAAAUAGUAGCAGCAACGGUGCGGCCGGUUCCAGCUCAAACAGCUGCACGCCGGCGGCCUCCGUCGCGGAUAUACGUGGCUUGGUGCAGACAUAAAUAGGCCUAAGCCGCACUUGUAUACGCUUCUAACGAGUCUGCGUAGCAUGUCGUUUUUUUUCCAAAAGUUCUUUCGACAAAAAUCUUAGAUCUUAAAAGAAAAAUGAUAAGAAAACAGAUUGAAAGAAAAAUCGAACUUAAUUUCUCAACGAACGUUGAUAACAACUUUUAUGUUUUCUAUAUUUGCCAAAAUUUCCUUGUUUGGCCAUCGGAGAUGCUUUGCAUAUUCACUCUACUCCAAUUUCUUGUCUAGAAUACAUUUCUAUAUAUGUUUGUAUGUAUAGUAUGCUAU
This is a messenger RNA of Drosophila hydei, 4461 nucleotides long. RefSeq names its product mucin-6. The record is from RefSeq and is a predicted model, not a curated record. NCBI's taxonomy places the organism in Eukaryota, Metazoa, Arthropoda, Insecta, Diptera, Drosophilidae. Gene Ontology annotation, cellular component: nucleus. The transcript has 6 exons. Bases 411 to 4169 code for a protein of 1252 amino acids.